This is a messenger RNA of Stylophora pistillata, 3895 nucleotides long. RefSeq names its product E3 ubiquitin-protein ligase NEDD4-like. Gene Ontology annotation, biological process: ubiquitin-dependent protein catabolic process; protein ubiquitination; regulation of dendrite morphogenesis. Gene Ontology annotation, cellular component: cytoplasm. Lineage: Eukaryota; Metazoa; Cnidaria; Anthozoa; Scleractinia; Pocilloporidae. The record is from RefSeq and is a predicted model, not a curated record. Gene Ontology annotation, molecular function: protein binding; ubiquitin protein ligase activity.
CGUUGCUUUGGGCUACAAACUAGCCGCGUGGGAACUGGAUCUACAAUGCGUUGAUAAAAUGGCCGUAACAUUCACGACAAGAUAGUAUACUCUGUGUUUGUCGUCGUAGAGUUCAUGGAUUUGCCUCCGAGAGCUCCAGCCGUUGUUCAUGGGUUAAAGCCUUCGCGGAAUCCAAACCUCAAAAUUGUCCGAGUAAUUGUCGUUGAAGGAGUUGAUUUAGCUAAGAAAGACAUUUUUGGUUUAAGUGAUCCUUACUGUAAAAUAAAACUGUUCAGAGGAGAUCGGGAAUAUGGAGAGAUAGACAGUGUUGUUACUGAUACUAUCAAAAAGACCUUACACCCUGUCUGGAAUGAAGGAUUUUUCUUUAGGGUUAACCCUAGAGAUAACAAGCUAUUAUUUGAAGUUUUUGAUGAAAAUAGAGUAACUAGAGAUGAUUUUCUUGGAGAAGUUGAAUUACCUUUGACUACAUUGCCAAUUGAGAGUUCAACUGUGCGAAUCAGACCAGGAUGUUACAACUUAAGACCCAGGAGUAAUAAAUCAAGAGUUAAAGGCCAUUUGCAGCUAUUGGUAUCAUUCCUUCCAUCAGAGGACCUGUCGUCUUCUCAUUCAACAACUCCUGCAUCAAACACAGAUGCAGAUUCUAAUCUCAGAGUUGUUGAUGACCAUUACCAAGCUCCUACAUCAAAUGUCACCAAUUCAGUACCCUCAGCUACCACUAUCCAAGUUGAUCAACCUGUGCCCAGUGCACCACCACUACCAGCUGUUAUAGCAGCAUUGUCUUCAUCACCACAGCAAGCCCAGUCUCUUCCAGAUGUUGAGGAACCACAAAGUUCAAGACAAGAACCCUCCCUUCCUGAAGGUUGGGAAGAGAGACAGGAUGCUAAUGGUAGAACAUUUUUCAUUGAUCAUGCGACCAGGACAACAUCUUGGAUACGCCCCACAGGGAGAAGUGGAUCAAGACAUCAACAGGAGGUUCAGCAAAAUGAUGAAAUACGAGAAAGGAACUUCAGGAUAAGACGACAUCUGAGUGUUGACGAUUCUGAACAGACUACUGCUAGUAACUCAACUGGUGCCAGCCAGGGAAGUCUUCCAGAGGAGUUACUGCCUCCUGGGUGGGGUAUGCAAACGGCUCCAAAUGGCAGAAUUUUCUUUAUCGAUCACAAUACCAGAAAAACAACAUGGCGAGAUCCUCGGCUUCAUCACCAUACCAGUGGAGGACCGUCCAUGUCACCAGAAAUUGGACGAUCAGCGGCCCUUAGCCGAGAUCUUGGACCCUUACCAGACGGCUGGGAGGAAAGAAUCCACCAAGAUGGCAGAGUCUUCUAUAUUGAUCAUAACACAAAAUCUACUCAGUGGGAAGACCCUCGGAUUCAGAUUAACAGCAAACCAGCCCAGGCUGUGCCUUACUCUCGGGAUUUCAAGAGAAAGUGCGACUACUUCAGGACCAAGCUGAAGAGACCGGUUAACGUUCCCAAUAAAUAUGAAAUUCAUGUGAGACGAAACAAUCUUCUGCUGGACUCAUAUCGAGGUGUCUUUGUCACUGUCACCAACACCGAGCUACUCAAGACAAGGCUCUGGAUUGUUUUUGAUUCGGAAACUGGCCUUGAUUAUGGAGGGCUUCAAAGGGAGUGGUUUUACUUGUUGUCCAAGGAAGUGUUCAAUCCCUAUUAUGGUCUAUUUGAGUAUUCAGCCAGCGAUAACUACACGCUGCAGAUAAACCCAAAUUCUGGUUUGUGCAACGAGGAACAUUUGUCCUAUUUCAAGUUUAUUGGCCGGCUAGCUGGAAUGGCCGUUUACCAUGGAAAACUACUUGAUGCCUUUUUUAUUCGUCCAUUUUACAAAAUGAUGUUGGGCAAACCCAUCACUUUGGUGGACAUGGAGAGUGUGGACUCGGAAUACUACAACAGCCUGAAUUGGAUCCUGGAAAAUGACCCUGAGGAUUUAGACUUGACUUUCAGUGUGGAUGAAGAGUUAUUUGGUCAGGUAACGGUCAAAGAUCUUAAGCCUGGUGGAUCAGACAUUAAAGUGACCAAUGCAAACAAAAGAGAGUACAUCAACCUUGUCAUUAAGUGGAGAUUUGUAAGCCGCGUCGAGGAACAGAUGAGGAAGUUUAUGGAGGGAUUUGGCGAGCUUAUACCUCACAACUUGAUACAAAUAUUUGACGAAAGAGAAUUAGAGCUCCUCAUGUGUGGCCUGGGUGAGAUCGACAUCAAUGACUGGCGCAGGAACACGAAUUACCGCGGAGAAUACAGUGAUAAACACAGCGUGAUCGUGUGGUUUUGGAAGGCUGUGGCGUCCUUUGACCUGGAGACUCGCGCCAGACUCUUGCAGUUUGUCACGGGAACAUCACGUGUCCCUAUGAACGGGUUUGCCGAGUUAUAUGGUAGCAAUGGACCUCAGAAAUUCACUAUUGAACCUUGGGGUACCCCUCAUUCUCUCCCAAGGGCCCACACAUGUUUUAACAGGCUGGACCUUCCUCGGUACAGAACUUACUACGAACUUCGGGAGAAAUUGCGAUUGGCUAUUGAGAAUACACAAGGAUUUGAAGGCGUAGAUUAACACUGAAGUUUUGUCUUGAAGUAGAGAUACUACCUGAUAAUCAAAUGAAAAUGGAGGAAUGUUUCUCUUCAGACUGGAACUUCUGAAACCUCCUUUUCUUAUUUCCCUAGUGAUUGAAGUUUUGAGGAAAAAAUUGUUCAAUUUUAGGCUACAUUAAGUGUAGUUGUUAAGAGUGCUUUUCUAAAUUGUUACUAUAAACAAAGGCCUGCAUGAGCGUUGCAGAAAACAUGUCAUGCUGAACGGGAGGUCAGUUGUUUCGUGGAUAUAGAUUGCUAAACAGUGUUCGAAUAUAAUCUACUAAUUGAAAAUAUUUAUUUGCCAUCAGCUGGCUUAAUGCGAUGGGUAUUGAGCGCGAGAAAAUAGAGUUGAAACGUUUCGUAUUACAUUUAUAUUAGUCACAACAAACUCUUAAGGGAACAGAAUUACCAACCCCAAGCAAAGAACUUCUUUUUAAUGUUGGACCUAAUUGUCUGAUCAAUCUUAAAAGAGCUAUCUUUAUUAUUAUUUUUUUUAAUUUGUCUAUCAAACUGAGAUAGUACUGAAACACAAAGAUGAAAUAAUAUCAAAGCAAAAUGGGGCAAGGAUUGUUGACGACGAACUUGAAAAAUUUAGGUUUCUAACUUUUGGAAAAAAUACAUAAAGUGUUAAGGAGAUUCUUUAAGCAAAAGGGAUACUUUUUUAAAUUACGUGUAAUUCUCAGACAGUUGAAAAACUUUUAUGUUUAACAGUGAUAGAAGUAGUUACUCCAAUUCAACUUCAAAGAGUUCUGUAUAUAAAUAGCUUUAAAUGAUCUUCAAUGGCCUAUUACAAAGAAUUGUACGGUUUACCUAAUUUCUUUCCCCUUUUUAUUUCCUUUUGAUAUCCCUUCGAUCCGAAGCUAACUUAGAAAGCGGAUUUAUUAAGCGUGACGUAGGUUGUCUACGUCACAUCGCUCCUUUAUAGAGCAGUCCCAAAGGCUACGAGAUCUGACGAACAUGUAAUGACUUUAGUGGCGUUUCCUUGAUCUUAUUUAGAGUGGUCAGCGUGCAACAAACACGCCACUGCAAAUGUAAUCUGACUUUUUUUAAAAAAAGCAAAAAAGUACUGGAUACGUUAUGAUUCUUGAUAUCUUGAAAUACUUUUAGGCUAAAAAUAUUGUUUUAACCCACUUAGCCCCUUGAGUGAUCAUGUAACUCCUCUUCAAAAUAGUAACACUAAGCCACGAGGACAGGUCACGCCAAUCCAUUAGAUAACACCACUUUUUUUAAACAGUGAUCUUUUAGGAAAAAAAGAAUUGUAUUCUUUGAAUAGACUGAUGAAAUACCCAUUCUGCCAUUAAUAAAAAAAAAACAACAAC